Molecule: messenger RNA, 1383 nt
Organism: Aureobasidium vineae
Lineage: Eukaryota; Fungi; Ascomycota; Dothideomycetes; Dothideales; Saccotheciaceae
Source: the annotation of a GenBank genome assembly
AUGAUUCCCGCUCUUCUGCUUGCAUUCGUUCCAUCCGCACUUGGCAUCUCCGUAUGGGGACAGUGUGGAGGUCAAAACUGGUCUGGUAGUGGUACUUGUGACUCAGGCUUGUCCUGCUCUAAAGUUGACUGUUCUCUAGACUACUACCAGUGUGUCACUGGCACAGCUGCACCGACCACAACUUCGACGAAGCCAGUCACGACCUCUGUCAGACCCACCACUACAACCUCUGGUGCAGGCACUACACUCGUUACGUCCCGCACGGCAACUGGCACUUCACCCACAACCUCGGCCGCAGGCUCGACCAGUAGUGCCGGUAACGUCUUUGCUGGUAGACAGGUCUAUGCCAACCCCUUCUACGCCUCUGAGAUUGCCGCCGCUAUUCCAGCUCUUCCAAGCAGUCUUAAAGCCAAAGCUAGUGCUGUUGCCAAGAUUGGAACCUUUNNUGACACCGCUGCCAAAGUUCCUACAAUGGACACUUACCUGGCUGACAUUGCAAAGCAGAAUGCUGCUGGUGCCAGUCCCGAGAUCAUUGGUGCAUUCGUAGUCUACGAUCUGCCCAACCGCGAUUGCGCCGCCUUGGCCUCCAACGGAGAGCUGACUGUUGCAAACGAUGGUCUUACCAAGUACAAGGCAUACGUUGACUCCAUUGCUGCUAUCGUCAUGAAGUACUCCUCGACCAAGAUCGCUCUUGUCAUUGAGCCCGACAGUCUCGGCAACUUGGUGACCAACUCGAACGUUGCAAAAUGCCAGGAGGCUCACGAUGCUUACAUCAGUGGUGUCGAGUAUGCAAUCAAGACUUUGAACUUCCCCAACGUUGCAAUGUACCUCGAUGGAGGACACGGUGGAUGGCUUGGAUGGCCUGCCAACAUUGGCCCAGCCGCCGACCUCUUCGCAAGCAUCUACACGGCCGCUGGCAAGCCCGCAGCUCUUCGCGGAAUUGCCACCGAUGUUUCCAACUACAACGCCUACCAGCUUUCCACAGCCCCUUCCUACACACAGAGCAACCCUAACUUUGAUGAGCAGCGUUACGUCAACGCUCUAGCCCCUCUCUUGACAGCUCAGGGCUUCCCAGCACACUUCAUCAUUGACCAAGGCCGUUCAGGUGUUCAGCCCACAUCCCAAUUGCAGCAAGGAGAUUGGUGCAAUGUCAUCAACACUGGAUUUGGUACUCGCCCGACCGCAAACAUUGGUGACCCGCUGGUCGACGCUAUCGUCUGGGUCAAGCCAGGCGGUGAAUCUGACGGAACUUCCGACUCGUCUUCCGCCAGAUACGACGCCCACUGUGGGUAUGCCGAUGCUCUGAAGCCUGCCCCUGAAGCUGGCACUUGGUUCCAGGCAUACUUCCAGCAAUUGCUUCAGAACGCAAAUCCCGCACUGUGA